Messenger RNA from Notodromas monacha, 621 nucleotides. Lineage: Eukaryota; Metazoa; Arthropoda; Ostracoda; Podocopida; Cyprididae. The record is from the annotation of a GenBank genome assembly.
AAAUAGCGAAUUGUCGUCGAAAUGAAAGUGAUUCUCAUCGUGCUCUUUUGUUUGAUGCAAAAUCUUGGAUCCGAGUCCGUGGUUAUUGAUUGCUCAUGGCCUGUGAUAGUGAAGGAAAGGUUUCCAACUUUCGAAAAAAGAAGUAAGAGAUUUGCGGAAGAAGGCAGUGGUUUUAGCGAAGAAAACCCAGAAGAAGGCAGUGGGUUCCAGGAAUCAAUUUUUGUUGAUACUUCAGGAGAAAUAGUCCAACCAAAAUUGGGCAUUUCAGGAGAAAAAUUUGUAGAAGCUCUUUUAGUUGCAGAUUAUUCUAUGGUCCGUCAUUUUGCUGGGGAUGAUCUGGAAACUUAUCUGAUGACUGUCAUGAACAUGGAUGAGUUCACUUCUGAUGAUGGUUCAGCAGAUUCUUUACUGAAGUCCUUCUGCAAGUGGCAACACCUUCGCAAUACCGAGGAUGAUUCUGAUCCAUUGCAUCAUGAUAUUGCAAUUUUGAAUGUAACUUGCAACACACUUGGAUUGGCAGAGGUUGGAAGCUUGUGUGAAUCAGCUAGCAGUUGCAAUAUCAAUGAAGACUCUGGUUUGACAUUGGCCUACACUAUUGCUCAUGAGAUUGCACACAAGUAA